Talaromyces rugulosus is the source of this 1428-nucleotide messenger RNA. RefSeq lists its product as uncharacterized. NCBI's taxonomy places the organism in Eukaryota, Fungi, Ascomycota, Eurotiomycetes, Eurotiales, Trichocomaceae. The transcript has 6 exons. Bases 1 to 1428 code for a protein of 475 amino acids. The record is from RefSeq and is a predicted model, not a curated record.
AUGCCUCUUGUUGUGCCCGGAAUCCACACGUCCUUGACGGGGGACGAAAAGACCGCCUGGAUCGACAAGUUGCUGGGGAAGACACUCACCGACAACACCAACAACGAAAUCUCUUUUGCCAAAAAAGACCUGCCGGCGAGGCACCGCGUGCUGAAGCUUGAUACAGCGAUUACGGAAGACUACGUUGAAAACCGAAUGAACAUUUAUGUGGAUGACGAGGGCACUGUUCGCGAUGUCCGCUUUGGUUUCCAAACGCAGCAGCAGCCAAUGGGCGGGCGGCGCGACCCAGCCUCCUGGUUUCGGGUUGAGGCAGCUCCUGUCCGCAUCCCCACAGGCCAAACACACGACCUGCCUUGCAGCUUUCGACCUCACUUUCAUCACGUCUUUCCCCUCAACCACUGCUCCCUCGACCAGCCCUCUGUGCCGGCACACACCAUGCAAUUCGUUUUUGCCCGUCGAGGGCGCCGUGUCUUCCAGCGGCUGAACAUUCGUCAGGCCGCAGCCCUGUCGACUCGCGCAUCCCCUGCCGUGGAACAACCCAUCCGACGCGUUUCUCGCCUCUCCAAUGCUCGCACUGCGACGACCGUGGUCAAGAGCGCCUACUCCCCAGUUGCUCGUCUUAACAAUGCCAACCAAUGGGCCCGGUGCUACGCUACCGCUGCCGCCGAGAGCAAGACUGGCAAAACAACUGCUGGACGCCCCAAAAAGACCGGCACAGCCGCGAAGAAGCCUGCAAAGCCCAAGGCCAAGAAGGCCAAGAAGCCAAAGAAGAAGGUUGUCAAGCCCAAGGCAAAACCGACUGAAGAACAGCUUGCAAAGAAGAAAGCUACACGAGAGAAGCAAAAGCUCAAGGACGAUUUCCAGAAAACCAAGGCAGAAUCCUUGGUAGAGACCGAACCCAAGACUACCAUGUCCCACCCGUGGCCUCUGUUUGUCAAGAAAAGGCUCCAAGGCUCCAAGGGAGUCAUAACCUCUCAACUUUCCACUAUUUCCGCCGAAUAUAAAAAUUUGCCUUCGAGCGAACGAGAGGAACUAUCCCGUGAGCUAGAGAAGUAUAAUCAGGAGAGCAUCAGAGCCUACGACGAGUGGGUGAACUCGCAUACUCCGUUGCAGAUCAAGAACGCCAACAUUGCCCGACGACGGUUGGCUGCUCUCACAGCAGACAAGAAAACCUCCAUUAAGCUUUCACAGAUCAAGGAUGAGCGUCAGGUAAAGCGGCCUCGUACUACAUUCAUCCUGUUUUUCAAGGACCGCAUCAACUCGGGGGAUUUCAAGCACUUGACCAGCACGGAAAUGAGUUCCCAGGCCACAUCUGAGUAUAAUGCAUUGUCGGCUCCCGAAAAAGAGAAAUACACAAAAUUGGCGGAACAAGACUUGGAAAGAUAUCGUCGAGAAUCCAAAGAGGUCUAUGGUGAAGAAUCAUCCUAG